Messenger RNA from Phycomyces blakesleeanus NRRL 1555(-), 1080 nucleotides. RefSeq lists its product as hypothetical. The coding region runs from base 1 to 1080 and encodes 359 amino acids. Gene Ontology annotation, molecular function: glutamine synthetase activity. The record is from RefSeq and is a predicted model, not a curated record. Gene Ontology annotation, cellular component: cytoplasm. The transcript has 5 exons. Lineage: Eukaryota; Fungi; Mucoromycota; Mucoromycetes; Mucorales; Phycomycetaceae.
AUGCCCAUCUUAUCCAAUGCUUCAACCUUGUCUAAAUAUAUGAAAUUAAACCAAAAUGGUUUAGUUCAGGCCGAGUUUAUAUGGGUAGAUGGCUUUAAUCAACUAAGGUCAAAGACUAAAACACUGGCAUCAAAACCAUUUGGCCCAAAAGACAUAGCCGACUGGCAUUGUAGCGGUGCCUCUACUGGUCAAGCUUAUGUCCAUGACUCAGAUAUAACUCUGCACCCAGUAGCCAUAUACCCAGACCCUUUUAGACAAGGCGACAAUAUUCUUGUACUGUGCGAAACAUACGAUUCUGAUGAAGCUCCGUUGGAAACAAACUAUCGCCACAGAUGUAACAAAACUAUGCAAAACUACGCAAAAGAAGACCCAUGGUUUGGAAUUGAACAAGAAUACACCCUUGUAGAGCCAGAAUCCAAGAGACCUUAUGGGUGGCCAACUUUUGGUUAUCCUGAGCCACAAGGAAUGUACUAUUGUGGUAUUGGCACCGGAAGAAUCUUUGGUCGAGAUCUAAUCGAGGCUCAUUACCGUGCUUGCCUGUAUGCUGGAAUUAAGAUUGCAGGUGUGAAUGUAGAGGUGGCUCCAAGUCAGUUUGAGUACCAAAUUGGGCCUUGUGGAGGAAUUUCUAUGGGAGAUGAAUUAUGGGUAGCACGGUUUUUAUUGGAAAGACUAGCAGAAGACUUUGGAGUUGCUGUUUCUCUUCAUCCUAAACCAGUAGUUGAAGGAGAUUGGAAUGGUGCUGGUUGUCACACGAACUACUCUACAGCCGCUAUGAGACAAGAUGGUGGAAUGUGUGUCAUGGAAGAGGCGAUUGACAAGAUGGGCGAUCGUCAUUACGAGCAUCUACAAGAGUAUGGUGAAUUUAAUGAACUGCGUCUGAUUGGCAGUCAUGAAACAGGUCACAUCGAUGCCUUUUCGUACGGAAUUGAAAAUCGGGGAGCGUCAAUUCGCAUUCCACGACAGGUUGCCAAGGACGGUAAAGGGUACAUGGAAGAUCGAAGGCCGGCGUCCAAUAUUGAUCCUUAUCGUGUUACUCGGAUCAUUGUGGAGUCAACAUUAAAUCCAUCGCCGUUUUUUUGA